UCAGCCAUAUGUUUUACAAGUCAGUGUAGCUGCGUACGUGGGCUGGAUCAAUGGCGUCACAUGAUUUGAUUGUCUGACCACUGAUAUGUCGAAAAGCUAAGGAAGGAAGAAAGAGAUCUGCCCAGGCCUGGCAUCCUCUCUAUCUUGAAUGUUUGUGGAAUGGCUGCAGUUUGGCAGCAGGUGUUGGCAGUGGACGCAAGGUACAAUGCUUACCGCACGCCUACGUUCCCACAGUUCCGCACGCAAUACAUCCGCCGACGCAGCCAGCUGCUCAGGGAGAACGCCAAGUGUGGCUUUGAGCCAGGGCUGCGCAGGCAGUACUUGAGGCUGCGUGGCCAGCUACUGGCCCUGCGCUACGGGCCCCUGUCCGAACAGAGCAGCUUCAGGGCCAGCAGUGUGCGCAGCUCCCGCACCACACUGGACCGCAUGGAGGAUUUUGAGGAGGACCCACGUGGUCAAGGGGCUCGUGGUCACCGCCGGUCUGUGAGCCGAGGCUCCUAUCAACUGCAGGCACAGAUGAACAGAGCUGUCUAUGAUGAGAGGCCCCCAGGCGCUUUGGUGCCAACCUCUGUGGCAGAGGCUAGCCGUGCCAUGGCUGGAGAUACCACUCUGAGCGAAAACUAUGCUUUUGCUGGCAUGCACCAUAUAUUUGACCAGCAUGUUGAUUCUGCUGUUCCAAGGCUGCAGUUUGCUAACGAUGACAAGCACCUCCUAGCCUGUUGCUCAUUGGAUGGCACCCUGUCGAUCAUGACUCUGUCAACGACUCCGCCCAGUGUAAAGGUGGUCCUGAAGGGUCAUGCGGGCCCUGUCACCGACUUCGCUUGGUCGCUUAGCAAUGACAUCAUCGUCUCAACGUCAAAGGACGGGACACUGCGUAUUUGGAACACGGAGGAUGGGAGGUGUAUCCGUGAGGUCAGAGACCCUGAAGCCAGCGAACUGCUCUGCUGCACCUUCCAGCCCAUGAACAACAACCUCACUGUGGUUGGGAACACUAAGCACCUCCUGCAGGUGGUGAACAUCUCCACUGGAAAGAAGGUCAAGGGAGGUUCCAGUAAGCUGACAGGACGGGUACUGUCAAUGUCCUUUGAUGCCCCAGGGAGAAUCCUGUGGGCCGGGGAUGACCGAGGCAGCAUCUUUUCUUUUCUCUUUGACAUGGCCACCGGGAAGCUGACAAAAGCCAAGCGGCUGGUGGUGAGUGAGGGCAGCCCCAUUUGCAGUAUCUCUGCCCGCUCCUGGAUCAGCAGAGAAGCUCGAGACCCCUCCCUGCUGAUCAAUGCCUGUGUCAACAAACUGCUACUGUACAGAGUUGUGGAUAAUGAAGGCACUCUGCAGCUGAAGAGGAGCUUCCCUAUAAAGCAUGCCUCGCAGCCCCUCCACAGUAUAUUCUGCCCUCUCAUGUCCUUCAGACAGGGGGCCUGUGUCGUGACUGGCAGUGAGGAUGCGUGUGUCUACUUCUUUGAUGUUGAGCGCAACACUAAGGCCAUAGUCAACAAGCUACAGGGCCAUGGUGGUCCAGUGCUGGACGUCAGCUUCAACUGUGACGAGAGCUUACUGGCUUCUGCUGACUCCACUGGCAUGGUCAUCAUUUGGAGGCGGGAGCAGAAGUGAAAAAAGGCCGCUCCCACUCGAACCGUCCAAUCGCAAGCCAUUAGAACUUUACUAUUAAAAAGCUAAAUAAACUGACAACUAGCAAUGAGAUAGGAAGGGAUAUCUAAAUAUUUAGGUUGGGAUUCAAUGCGGUCAGCUUUAGACCCACAUUAUUGCACCCAUAAUCACUAGUGGACAAACUACAUAAACCAAAAUGGCACCAUAGAUCUGUCAUUAACCAAACAGUUUGCAUGAGAUAACAAGCUGCAUUAAUUCUGGUGCCUUGGAAAAAUCCAAAACUUUCCUUCUUUUGAAUUUUGUAAGAGGGCAGUUUUGAUGUACAGACUUGUUGGUAAUUUGUUAAAGAGACAAAGUAGCUCUUUAUUCUAGUUGUAAUCUCAUCUUUGAAUACGUAUGGACCCAGAACCUCAAGCAUCUGUCCAAUUACAGAGACUUUAGUUUUGGGUUAACAUGCUUGACAUUUUUAAGUAAUUUCUUAUUGGGCUGACUCAUGGGUUACAUAGUGCUUUUUCUGCAACGUGUAAUUGGAUUGAAUCCCAACUUAAGUGUUCAGUGUUAAGAAAGCACUGUUCCUUAUUGAUGGUCAUGGGAGGCUUGCAUGUGUUAGGUUAGUACAUUAAUAACACAUUUUGGUAUGGAGCGAACAAUUCUAAAGUAGUAACGAAGCAGAAUGACAUAUAUAGCAGUCUUAUUGACAGCCUUCCUCUGGAGUUGCCCAUUUGCCUUCAAGCAUUCCUAUAGAUGCGGUAAAGAGAUCAAUCAAACUGGAAUAGAAUGAUGAGUUAAUACCAUAGCCCUCCCAUUAGAUUUUUUGAAUGUACUCCAGUGACCCACCCCCACUCGGCAUUUCAUUGAUCUCUUUACUACAUGUUUUAUAUGUUCAUUGUUCUACUAGGAUUUGCAUGGCAUUGUAUCAAGAACCUAUUGUAUAAGUCAGGACUGACAUCAGAAUAACUAGCCAAUGUGUAAAAAAAAAAAAAAAAAAAAAAAAAUUUGGGACCU
Molecule: messenger RNA, 2610 nt
Organism: Esox lucius (northern pike)
Lineage: Eukaryota; Metazoa; Chordata; Actinopteri; Esociformes; Esocidae
Gene: wdr13
Product: WD repeat domain 13
Exons: 10
Coding region: 160-1608 (482 amino acids)
Cellular component (GO): nucleus
Molecular function (GO): protein binding; promoter-specific chromatin binding
Source: RefSeq, a predicted model, not a curated record